AUGUGCCGCUGGUGGGCAUUGGCGAUUCUCUUUUGGCAUGUCUCGGGUGAGGCUCCUCCAGUUGUAGAGCCUUCAGAGCUGGCUUCGCCCGAACCCUCCACCUUCCUGGCAGCAGCUGCUGACACCAGAGAAGCUGAGGCCGGAUCACCAUCUCCUCCGACAAGUGACGACGGGGAGGACGAGGAAGCCCGGUUGAGAGAUAAGAUCGCACAGGAAGUGGAAGAGAAAAUGAAAGAGCAUGCAGAAAAGAAACAUGAAGAAGAGAAAGAAGGUGAGGAAGCAGAGUCGGACUCUACCUUCCUGAUUUUUUUGGUCCUCGGCGUGGCUGCCGUUGCACGGUUUCUGUGCAAGGGGCGGGUUCAGAGGGAGCAUUCUGGUUACAUGAUCAUCACAGACACGUCUCCUACAAAAAAGCGGGAGACAGCAGCCAAGUUCUGGGCGUCGAAGCGCACUCAAAGUCUUGACAGCACCGGCUCCAGUGCCGUGGAGAAGCACAAAUCCAAUGGAAGUGGAACUGCCACUGGAAUGCCAGCCCCUCCAUUGCGUCCAGUGCCAGCCUCUCCAUUGCGUCCAGGUCCAAAGCAAGCUCCUGAGGGCAAGGGUGCGCUUGACCUCCUUUUCAACGCGCCCAAGCUGGCUGAGUCCCUGUCGCACCUGGGCUUGCGCCGGAGGGAUGGAGCCCAGGAGGUGGCACCGGCGGCGAGGACCACGUGGUGGCGCCAAGCGAUUGAGCCAUACAGGCAAACACUUGGCUUUACCAUGGAAGAGGCUGCGGUGAUUGACACGCCCAUUGCUGGACUAAGAGGUGCACUGGGAUACGAUGGGUCGGCAGAUUGGCUCCGGUGGGCCAACCUGGCGGAGCAACAGAUGUCAAGUCUGCGGAAGGAUGUUGAAGGAGGCCUGGUGCCUGUGGAUCCUGUGGAUCCUGUGGAUGGCCAUGAUCUUCGUGCACUGCAUGCUGACUUUGCUGUCCAAGACCUGUGCCGUGGAGCUCGUGCCAGGUUGGAUGAGUUGUGCAAGAAGUUCAAUACCUCGCUUUCGAGAUUUGAUGCUGAGCAGUACUUCUGGAGUCAUUGCUGGCCAAGAAAGGACACCGCUGCUGCCGCAAGCAGCUUUGCAUUUGACGGACGCUGGAACUACUCGUCAGGUUCACUUCAGGUGACUGGUGGCGCCGUUCACUGGCAGAGUGGCCUGGUGACACCGAUCAACGCCACCAGCGACCUGGUCUUUGACAUGGCCUUGGAUGGCGAGGUCUUCCAGGGCCGACUCGAAGAUGCUGGCAAGCGACUGGUUUUCAGUGACGGAGAUGUCUGGACGCGGCAGACUCCCAUCCAGGAACAUCCGCCCCAUGACGCUGGGGCGACGACUUGCCAAAGCACGAGGCCGGAGCAGAAGGUGAGACUCAUCCAUCAGGUUGAGGUGCCAGAAGUCGAAGUUGAGGAAGACGUAGAGCCCAUGGAGCUGGACGCCAAGGAUGUGAUGUCCCAGGAGCCACCUGGAGGGGACCAGAUUGUGGCAGCAGUUUCUGAAGUGCUGUUCAAGGCAGUGGCCAAAGCAGAUGUUGAGACGGUGCGACUGGGCCUACAGCAGGUGGGUCUCUUGGGACACGAAGCCGUGCAAAGUCUGCUAUCCAUCAGAGAUGAGGGCGAUAGCCUUUUGCAUCUAGCUGCAGCUGGGUCCAGGCAGUCCUCCGAUGCUUCAUCCUACGUUCAAAUCGCCAACACGCUCCUGGUCGCUCGGGCAAAUGUCAAUGAUUGCAACCGCAGUGGAGCAACCCCAUGGCGCUUGGCUCGAAAGUCCGACCCGGUGAUGGAGAAGUUGCUCCUGGCAUUUGGCGCUGAUCCUGAUAUCGGAGGUGACAAAUCUGAAGUGACUUUGGUGAAGCCUUUCAAGGCGCAGUUGGCACAGCCCGGACAGUCGCCUGAGAAGGUCGGCACCAGUGAAGCAUCGACUCGGCCCACUCGAUCGUCAUCACUGGGCAGCUUGGCGCUACCAGAGCAACGGACGGACGAAGAGUCAGUGGAGGACCACAAUCCUUGCCAGAUGCCGGAAGAGCCACCUCCAGGUGCCAAGACCACCGACUGGCCUUUGGACCUGCUUCGCGGUGAGUGCCGGUCUCACAAAUUGCCUGUCUCGCAGGGUUGUACCGAGGCGCAGCUGGUUGAGCGACUUGCCGAGACGAUGUUAACGCCUGGGACGAAGAAAGGCUCACUACUCGCAGGGGUUUACAUCGUGGAUGCUUGCUUGCUACCAGCCGGGCCCUUCUCUGCAGCUGCCUUGGUCAGUCAGGGUGCGCAGGUUCUGAAGAUUCAGCCAGAUUCGGCCGGGGAAGCAACAUGUGAGGAGGCGACGCAGCUUGUGCAAAUGCAGAAGUGCGGUGACUGGCAACUGCUUCCCCAACCUUUGGCUUUGGACCUCCGCUUCGCGCAGAAUCAGCGAGCUUUGGACGAGAUCUUGACCAAGUCCCAGUGUUUGAUCCAUAGUUUCAGGGCAAACACGGCGGAACGUGUUGGACUGGGCAAGGCCUUGAAACAACGUCAUCCCCAGCUGCUGGUCAUCAGCAUCUCAGGUCAGGCAAAGUCCGCGGGGUCUCUGUUCGCCUAUGAUGCAGUGGUGACGCAGGGCAGCACCAUGACACAAUCGUCAGCGGUGCAGCACAUUACGCCAGAUGUUGCUGCCAAGAUGAUUUUGCAAUCACUGCAGAACACAGAGAAUGCCGGCAGACACGUUCGCGUCUCUGUCAUGAGUGCCAGCUGAAGCUUUGACGGCGAUGUGGC
Cladocopium goreaui is the source of this 2777-nucleotide messenger RNA. Lineage: Eukaryota; Dinophyceae; Suessiales; Symbiodiniaceae. The record is from the annotation of a GenBank genome assembly.